Messenger RNA from Lymnaea stagnalis (great pond snail), 2915 nucleotides. The record is from the annotation of a GenBank genome assembly. NCBI's taxonomy places the organism in Eukaryota, Metazoa, Mollusca, Gastropoda, Lymnaeidae.
CUUGUUAGUGAGGGGUAUCUCUCGUAUGAGAUCUCCUCUUGGCACUCUGUCUAGGGAUUCGUUACUUAAGCCAAAGUACCACACAGACAUAACAUCAUAUGAUUUGUUUAAGGUUUGGGUUAAGGAAUGAGAAAUAAAAUAUUUAGCUUGAAGAUUGUUGCACAGCAUCCCUGGCAAUGAAUACUUGUAAGGUCUUUAUAAUCAACAUGCCAAUGAAUAUCUUGCAAUGAAACACGUCGACUGUAAGCUGCACCAAUCGCAAAUUUUCAAGAAUUAUAUUGAAACAUGAACUGAACUAUAUUUUAGAGCUACAAACAAGUUGAAUUAAAAAAAACAGAGAAUGUUUACAGUAACUGUCCACAUGUACGUCGUAAGUGUGUUACGCCUUCAAAAUGUCACAAGCUUUAUAUUGUCACCAAUUUUAAAACAUUAAAAAAAAAAAAAAAUGUUGGCUAUAAAUGGUGCAAGCCAUUAACAUUUUCUCCGAACGUCUGCCCCAAUUUGUUGUCGACCUGGUGACACCGGGGAAGAAACGAUAACGUCCAUUAUAGCAGACGUCUUAAACGAUGAUGCGCCAUCUUCUUCUCGUUGGAGCCGCCGUAAGUUUUUGCUUUGUGGAUCUACUUUUGUUGUCAUAAAGUCUACAUCUAUUUUAUGCGAUUAUUCUCAAUUAAUCAUGCAUUUAAGUAAAAUCAAAUAUUAUAAUUUAAUAUAAUAUAUAUAUAUAUAUAUAUAUAUAUAUAUAUAUAUAUGUGUGUGUGUGUGUGUGUUUUACUAUUAAAAUCAGACACAUAAACAAAUACUGUAAGAUUAUUUAUUCAAUUAAUAAUUAUUACCGACGAUUUAUUAAGUGUUUAUAAAUUAACAUAUACAUAAAUAUUAAUUUCCAGUUAAUAUGAUUUGAAAUUAAUUGGUUUUUAAUAAAAAGUUUAACAAAAUUCUUAACUGAAUUGUUUUCAUUGGGUGUUUUUGUUCUUAUUGGUUAUUUCAUGUGUUAAUAAAUAUCUCUAAAAUAUGCACAGCUGCUUAGGCAGUCUUGUUCCAUACAGUCUCAGAUAGGGGAUAAUUUAAUUUUAAUGUUUAAACUGUUUUUAUUGCAGAUUCUCAUCUUUGUCUCUGAUGCACAGGUCUGUAAAUUAAAAUCUAUGUAAUCUAAAUGUUCUCUUAAUCCAUGAUGAAUAAUUAAUAGCUUCACAGGCAUGAACUAUUUUUAAUAUUUGUGGAAUUUAAACUAAAAUGAAAUAAAAAGCGUUAAUUUAUACAUGUUAUAUAUAUAUAUAUAUAUAUAUAUAUAUAUAUAUAUUUAUAUAUAAAUAUAUUAAUUAUAGAAUCAACAUUUAUAUAGCCAUUUAUGUGUGUACUAUUUAAUGACCCCAAAAAAAUAAUAUUACCAUUUCAAGCUUUGCCAAUUCAACUGUAUUAAUUUUUCUUCAGGCUCAGGGCGGUAAGUAAAUCUUUAANUAUAUAUAUAUAUAUAUAUAUAUAUAUAUAUAUAUAUAUAUAUAUAUAUAUAUAUAUAUAUUAAUAAAUAUAAACGAAUGUCUGUCGGUAUGUAUAUAUGUCUAGUAUGCGCUCCUACACCAAUAGUGAGAUGUUGUCCAUAAGCCAGCUAAUUUUUCUGAGUCAUUACAACCCUUUUAAAAUAUUCAGUUUUGGGCCGCUGGCCCUUAAUUCUUUUUUUGGGGGGUUUCAUUAUGUGAGCUUUGUAAAUAAUAAUUUCCAUAUGCGCUCCUAUACCAUUUAUUCGAAUGCGAUAAUUCUUUGAUUAAAACUGCGAGGGAUCCACCCAUGCAGUAGUUCUUUUUGAGAUUAUAUUGAUAUAAUAUAAUAUUUUAGCAAAGAAUAUGUCGCUACUACGUGGGUAACAAAGUGGGUGCUGGCGGGUCGUAUGUUGUGCCGACCUAAACUAAAUACUUUUAACUAAACAAGCGGAAGUGUGGAAAAAAGGGGCAUCGAAAGGUCGAGCGACAGCUCUCUUUGACCUGCUUGUCUUAAACAAAUAUUUUUUUUAAUAUCACUAAAUAAUAAUUUGCCUUGUAUUUUUCAUGUAAACCUUUUUGGAGCUGAACUACAUAGUUAAUAAAUGAAUUUUUAGAAACAAAAUCAACAGAUUUCCAUCACAAAUAAGCACUGUUAAUAUCAUUUUAUAUGUUGAACGCAAUUAAAAAACGCACUUAUAAUUAUCAACUUAUGUGAAAUAAUAACCUUUGUUAAAUAUGUCCAAGCUUUUCCGUAGUCAAAAGAAAAAAAAAAUAGUUUAACUACUAUUUUUAGAUUCAAAAUGAUUUAUUAUUAUCCGUGACCCUGUAGCGUGGUUGGGCCAAGGUGAGCCAGUGCGUUGUCUAUGUAAUAUUUACUGUUGCCAAGAUGCACCAAACGUCACAAAAUGGCGGUCUUGUCGUUUAUUACGACGAAACACAUGUCUAAUAAUAAUGAUGUUCGUCCCUCGCAGGCGGGAAUUGACCGAGACUUGAGAAGCAGCCUUGACUCGAGCUGCGCGUUUCACUUUUGCUGUUAAUUCGCUCUACGUCGCAGGAGUUGUCAGAAUUGUCAUUGCGUCGAUGUAAAACCACCUACGGGACUCCAUCUCCAAGGGUUCUGAGUUCAGAGAUAUCUUCCGAAAAAUAAUAAUAUUGCAGCUUUCAUAAAAUGGCAGUAGUUCAUGGUUAAAUAUAAUCAACCAUUGUGCUCUUUGUUAUAGCGAUACAGAUUUUAAGUCCGUCACAAGCCGUGACUGUAAGGGAACAAAAAAAAUAAGGCAAACAUUUUUUUCCCACUCUUCUUGUUCAGAUGGGGAAGAUCCUUGCCAGAUCGUAAGAUGCUCAUAUGGUGCGAAUUGUAUUGCCUAUGGAGACACUGCUAUUUGUGAAUGCCCCUUUGGAUAUUCAGGGAUAAGAUGUCAAGACCCAAGUUAG